CAUCUUUAUAUUUAUGCUGAAUAUCAGAAGCGUUGGCCAGAGAUUGUCAUUCUCCUCAUUACUCCUCCUCCGAUUGAAGAAGAUGCACGCGUCCGACAUCCAUAUAUAGAGAACCCAUCAGGUCUGCCUGAGAGGACAAAUGAAGCUGCUGGUGCUUAUGAUCAGGCAUGCAUGUCUGUCGCCAAAGAAUGUGGAUGCCCGGUGGUAGAUCUCUGGAUCAAAAUGCAAGAAUGUCUUGACUGGAAGAAAGCUUAUCUAAGUGAUGGUUUGCACCUCACUCAGGCUGGCAAUAGGAUUGUGUUUGAGGAGGUGGUCAAGAAGCUGAAGGAGCAGGGCAUUUGUGUGGAAAAUUUGCCAGUUGAUCUCCCACUCAUCGCCAACAUUGACCCUCAAGAUCCACUAAAAGCAUUCCAGGAUUAUUAACAUCAGCUCAUAUGUCAAGCAAGGUCUUUUUUUUUUUCUUCUUCUCUUUUGAGCAGGGUGAGCUGCGCCAUAGAUAUCAUGGUGAUCGCAUUGUGUUGAAAGAAUAGCAAAGUGAUGUUUAGACUAAGGUUGCGAUCAUUUUGUGAAAGCAAUUCUGUAUACGGUGUAACUCACUCUUUAAUUCCAGUGAAUGUAGACACUGAAUGAUAUAGCUCUUUAUUUUGUUGACUUAGAAAUAAUCUUUGGCAUAGCCUUCUGUCUUAUCUUCUUAACACAAGAUUUUCUUUCUGA
Messenger RNA from Populus euphratica (Euphrates poplar), 714 nucleotides. Its product is annotated as GDSL esterase/lipase At5g45920-like. The annotation marks the transcript as partial. The transcript is spliced from 3 exons. The record is from RefSeq and is a predicted model, not a curated record. Gene Ontology annotation, molecular function: hydrolase activity, acting on ester bonds. NCBI's taxonomy places the organism in Eukaryota, Viridiplantae, Streptophyta, Magnoliopsida, Malpighiales, Salicaceae.